AUGCUAACCGUUUCUGCUGGUGACUACUUAUCUUCAAGCUUUGAUAUGUUGAAACGGGACUCCCAAAUGGCUGGUGCUCAAAUAGAUGUUGAUGAGCAUAAUUCGGGAGUUGGUGAACCUCAAUCUUUUGUUCACAAUGGCACAACUAUCUCUUCGCCACAUGAUAUUCACCAGGCCGAAACUGAAAAAAUAACCGAAGAAGCAGAUAACCGUUUGGAAUAUCUUCUUGGACUUCACUAUCGAGUUCGUGAGGCGCAUUCUCAGGGGAGCGUCUUCGGCCCUCGCAUCGCCAAGCUUAUUGAUAUUUUACAGAGACUCUCAGCGGCUAGACGGCGUCGACUGACUGCUGAUUUGGCGGACGUAGCUUUGGCUUCCCCUUCCAUCUUUUUUAAGCCAAUUCAGGUUCAAAAGCAGCUUGUAAGCGAAGGGAACAAUGCUUGGCCUUUGAGUGACAUGACAAUGCGACGUCUAAAGAAAUCUCCUAACUUUAAUACGCUAUCUACAUCGAUUAAAUCCUUUGAGCCUAGUGAAGACAAUUGUGAGUUUUUUGCCUUGAGCCGUCUUCAUUAUAUUCACUGA
Molecule: messenger RNA, 579 nt
Organism: Protopolystoma xenopodis
Lineage: Eukaryota; Metazoa; Platyhelminthes; Monogenea; Polystomatidea; Polystomatidae
Source: the annotation of a GenBank genome assembly